AUGCGCCGCUCGUCCGAUCACCCUGGGAACGUCCGCGUCACCGUUUCUUCUGCGACGGAGACGACCGAAACAAGGUCGGUAAAAGGGAAGCACGCCACAGACCAGGGGCGAAUGAAAUCUGGAAACCAUGGGCCUAUCAACGCUUGCUUCCCCCACGUGGGGUUAAAAAAAGGCGGGAUCUUUUCUUCGAUUGCCUCCUGGAGCCAGCCAAUCCGCGUUGGGAUCAUCCAAAUGAGCGAGGCAGCUUCUGCCUCAGUGGCCCGACCUCGAUCACCGCCGACCAAUCAGGAGAAGCUGCGCAGGAUUCUCGCGCUUAGGCAGUUGGAAGAGGCCGUUUCCCUUGCGCCCUUCCCCCAUCCUAGUUCUCCCCCUGCUCUGCCACCGACGGUUGGACGGACUUGCGGCUUUUUGCCCGCCCCUUUCGGACUUCGGACUUCGGACUUCGAUCUGUCGUUGGGACCGGAGUUGAACUACCAUGAGCGAGGGCGGUGGGGCCUGGGACCCCCAAUCCCCGGCCCCUAAGCAGCGGCGCUUAGACCCGGCUUGUCAAUUGCAGAAGGAGACCGAGGCAGCCCAAGCUCUGGCCGAGAUGACGGCUUGGGGCGGCGGGAGCUUUGAAAUCCUCAACCAGCAGGAGGCGCACGGAACCUCGGAAGCAAAAAAGAGUGGCCUGGAAACGGCCGGCCAGCAGGGGGUGCGCGAAGCCGCCCCUGCGGUCGGGGAGCGAAGCGCUCCCGGACAGGAUUUGGGGACUCGGGAUGACCGUGCAAGCGGAGACCGGGAGGCGUCCUCCGACGAGGAACAACAAGGAGGCGCUGCGGGGGGCGUGGAAACUGCCAGGCUGGCGCGGAGGAAUGCGGAAGCCGCCAUCGGGGUGACCGAUGACUCCGGGGAUGGCCGGGAGACCAGGAGAAAGAGGAAGGAGGCCAAGGAGAGGCGGAGGGCUGCUGAGGCAGCAGCUGAAGAUGAGUGCUCAGUCAUCUCGGUGGGGGAGGAGGAGGAGGAGGAGGACGACGACGACGACGACGACGACGAGGGAGAGGGAGGGAAGCCGCAGCCCACUCGCAAGACUGAGCAGUACUUGGAAGCCCUGGAGGCUGUGCGGAUGGAACUGAAAGUUUUGAACCAGCAGGCCAGCCGUGCCUUUGCCCAACUCAAAGCAAAGUUCAGUCACAUGCGGCGCCCACAUCUGGAGCGACGCAACCUCAUCAUCCAGAACAUCCCCGGCUUCUGGGUCACUGCUUUUCUCAACCAUCCCCAGCUUUCAGCAAUGAUCAAUGACCGGGAUGAGGACACUUUGAGCUAUAUGACCAAUCUGCAGGUUGUGGAUUUCACCCAUGCAAAGUCAGGCUGCAAGAUCAAGUUCUACUUCAGCAGCAAUCCCUAUUUCCAGAAUGAGGUCAUUGUGAAGGAGUUCCAGUGUGGUUCCUCUGGGAGGUUAGUUUCCCAUUCUACACCAAUUCGCUGGUGGCGUGGCCAGGACCCAUUAGCUCAUGGCCGGAAGAACUUUGAAAUGGGCCGCAGCUUCUUCAGUUGGUUCUGUGACCAUAGCUUUCCUGCAGGAGAUCGCAUUGCUGAGAUCAUUAAAGAAGACCUGUGGCCCAAUCCACUUCAAUACUACCUGAUGGGGGAAGGUGGUGAAAAUGGUGAAGAAGACAGUGAGACAGAGAAUGGUGAUGACUUUGUUGUGAUUGUGGAUGAUGAUGGUGAAGACGAGGAGGAAGAGGAGGUGGCAGAUGUCCAUGAGAUUAUAGAUGAAGAGGAGAGUGGGCGAGGUGAAGUUGUGGAAGAGGUAUUAAGUGGCCAAGAAGAUGAUAUUGCUGGAUCCAAGUCCUCCCGAGAGGAACCAGAUGGGAAGGAUUCUGAGGUGGAAGAAGAUGGCUAGAUUAGCUUAUGAAAGAACAGUGUGUCUGGUUGGACUUUCCCAUAGGGACCUCAGUGGCACUUUGAUGCUGACCAAUUGCACUUGGACAUGGCAAAAGAUGAUGGGGUGUAUCAGCAGCGGUCACAUAGGUUAUUUUGUAUCUUUAUUUAUUGUAUUGACUGCAUUUCUCUCUCUGGCCUCUUGGGGGCACUAUGUGCAAGCACCCCCUUAAUUGUUUGAUGCUUAGCAUCUCCUCCUACCUGCCUGCGUGGGGGCUAUACGCUUACUUGUCCUGUCCCCUGGUGGCUACUCAGGGUAUUGUCUGCCCAGAGGCCUUUUAAAACAGCUCAGGGUUUCCUUCUUCCAUUCAGCAUUAUUAAGCUGCUGGCUUUUCGCACCUUCCCUUUACUUCUGCUUAUAAGGAUUCUACUCCCCCUGUAGGUAUUUUAGCUUUAGUAAGCCUGCUAGCAGCCAGCCAGUGCCUCAUGCCAUGAAAACAUAAUCCCAGCCUUGCUUUUCCCACAUUGAGAGUAGGGCCUAACUAUUUGGGACUCAUCCAUUGCCACUGCAGGGCUAUGCCAUUUUAAUUGGGUUUAUGAUAGCCCCUAUUGAUCUAAAUGGCAACCUUGCACCCAUUGGCUUAGCUGAAGCAAUAAUAGCUCUCUGGUUGCACAGUAUUUUCCUUGGGGUUGCUAAUGCAAGGAAAAGGGCUAUGGUGGUGGCUUAUUCUUGUGUUUGGUGCUUCCUCUAAUGCUCCAGUACAUGAAAGUGAUGGCAAAAUGUUUCUAGCAACAGCGUGUUAUUGAGGUAUAUGUGAUUUUAUGCCCCCGUGUACUUUAUGUAUAACUGCAGACAAUUUCCUAGCAAUGUUCCUAAAGCAUCAUACCCAGUUGGAUCUGCCCCAUCCCCUACACCCCACAGAGGCUGUUCUAUGCAAUGCUACUGAUAUUUGUAGAAAGGCAACCAUUUUCCUUGGCUGAUUUUUUUGUAUAUUUCGUAUCAGGACUUUGUACUUUUUUUUACUAUAAAAAAAAAGCACUUAACAUACAGAGAGCUUUCCAAUUCGGUGUGUGGCUCCUUUUUUUUGGACAUCUAAAGUCUCAUAUUCUGUGCUCAGAAUGCAUGUCUAAAUGAGGGUAUGCAAACAGACAAGUUACAUAUGCUUUGCUCUGUAACGGAGUUCUCAGUGUUCAGGAGAACAGGCAUGAAGUAAAUAGUGAAGGAAGGAUGUGAGUGAUGAUAGAAAGAGUAAACUGAAUAUGAUAUUUUGCAUUACAAAUUGUCCUCGCUUAGUGAUCACAAUUGAGAUCAGCAACUCUGUUGCUAAGUGACAUGGUCACUAAGUGAAACGUGUGACUGUGAUGGACUUAUGAUGUCACUUUCUGUUCGGUUGUUUGGCGAGUCAACAUGGGUUGUUAUGAAUGGCCGCAUCAUGUCACCAUGAUUUGCGAUUUUACUGCCAGCUUCUCCAUUGACUCUGCUUGUCAGAAGGCAGUUAUGAAGCGUGCAAAUGGCGAUCAUAUGACCGUGGGAUGCUGCAACAGUUGUAAAUGCCCACCGGGUGUGAAACACCCACAUUUUGAUCAUGUGACUGCAGGCACACUGCGAUGGCCAUAAAUGCAAGGACUGGUCGUAAAAUUACUUUUACGAAGCACUGUUGUAGCUUCGAACAGUUGCUAAACAGGGCAGUCGUUAAGCAAGAAAUUUCUUCUCUGAGCUAUUGGUGCCACAUGCUGAUACAUUUCUACAAUUCAAACCUAAGCUUCUCAAAAAUCUAAAACAUCAGAUUUUAAACUGUUAGAAUUGUAGAAUACCAGUAACCCUUAUAGUAAAAACCAGUAAAUUCUAGAACAGUACUUUUUUUCUUAGCAAUAUUCAUUGAGAAAUCCUUUCCUCGUGUAAAAAGCCUGGAUCUGAUAUCUUAGAAAUUGUUCAGUUUAGCGUUUUUAUAGAGUAAACUGCAUUUAGCGUGUUUAGGGGAGGGGGAAACAGUGCAACCAUUCUAGAGCACCAGACUGUAAACAUGCUCUUUUGAUGUGUGGAGAUAAAUUCAUUAGGAUGAAUUAUUCUAACUUGAACUUCUCAUAGAGAUGCUAGUAUUUGAAGUAUAGGAGAAGGUUGAUAUUGGGAAGCAUUUAAACAUGCAGUCCUUUCCCCAUGUUCUGAAAUGAUGCCGCCUUGGAAAGACAGUUCCAUUGGAUUUUUAUCCUCAGCUGAAGAUAUGUAAUACCGCCUGAAAAAUGCAGCUGACUGCUUUUGAAAAUUCAUAAAUUUGUUAUAAGGCAAAAUAAUAAACUUACUC
Messenger RNA from Python bivittatus (Burmese python), 4166 nucleotides. The record is from RefSeq and is a predicted model, not a curated record. NCBI's taxonomy places the organism in Eukaryota, Metazoa, Chordata, Lepidosauria, Squamata, Pythonidae.